AGAUUUUAUGUAGUAAUCCUAAUAAGGAUUUCGAAAUUCUUGAUGGUAUUAGUGUUGAAGAUAAUUUGAAAAGUCUUAAACAGCAAAUCACAGCUGCACCUUCUUCAUCUACAUAUAGCACAAGCAAUGUAGAUAAUAAUAUAUAUGAUAAUUCAUAUAAUAUUUAUUUUGAUCAAACAGCUGUAGAGAUAGCUAAAUUGUUUGCUAAUUCAAUAUCACAAGUAAUGCAAGAACAGGGUCAAGAGGCUGAUAUAAAUUGGUUGGCAUCAAAACUUAAUACAAUAUCUAAUAAAGAAUCAUCAUGGAAAGUUAAUAAUUACCAAGAAAAUGAACUAAAUAUAGAACUUAGUUCUUCGUCAUAUAAUGGGUUAAAAGUUUGCUCUGUAUUUCAAAGUAAUGAUUUCGUUAAGCAGUCUACUGAUCAACAUUGUGAUGAUUCUAUAAAGUCUCUCCAAUUUUUAGCCAAGUGGAUAAAUGAUAUAUCCGAAAUUGCUGAAAAGAAUACUCAAUGUCUUCUUCUUGAUGAAAUUUUUAGGGAAGUUAUUGCUUUUUUUAAAAAAUCAAAAUUAGCCAAAUUAAAUGAAGAAAAUAUUAGCGAUAAGGAGUUAGAAAGUGAUACGAUUAGAAAUAACGAAAAUGAU
Racocetra persica is the source of this 641-nucleotide messenger RNA. NCBI's taxonomy places the organism in Eukaryota, Fungi, Glomeromycota, Glomeromycetes, Diversisporales, Gigasporaceae. The record is from the annotation of a GenBank genome assembly.